This is a messenger RNA of Glycine soja, 363 nucleotides long. RefSeq lists its product as uncharacterized. NCBI's taxonomy places the organism in Eukaryota, Viridiplantae, Streptophyta, Magnoliopsida, Fabales, Fabaceae. Bases 1 to 363 code for a protein of 120 amino acids. The record is from RefSeq and is a predicted model, not a curated record. The transcript has a single exon.
AUGACACUCUACUCCAAGUUUCUUAAAGAUCUGCUAACCAAGAAGGGAAAAUAUAUCCACAGUGAUAAUAUUAUGGUGGAGGGAAACUGCAGUGCUGUUAUCCAAAGAAUUCUUCCACCUAAAUACAAGGGUCCAGGGAGUGUUACAAUCCCCUACUCUAUUGGUACGAUGUCAAUUGGAAAAGCCCUUAUUGACUUGGGGGCUAGCAUUAAUUUGAUGCCCCUCUCCAUGUGCAGAAGGAUUGGAGAGCUGGAAAUCAUGCCAACAAGAAUGACAUUGCAGCUGGAAAAUCGUUCUAUUACAAGGCCUUAUGGCGUGGUAGAAGAUGUUUUGGUCAAAUUACUUUCCCUGCAGAUUUCGUGA